AGGCGGCCUUUAGAAGCACGUGGUUGGGGGGGUGCAAAGCAUUUAGAGGCACGUGCGUUGGUGCGAGGAGCGGAGUUGGAGAGGCUGCUGGCGAGGGGAAGGAGACCAUGGCUUCGGCGGGUAUUUCUCCCGAAAGCAAUUGUAGUGAUAGUAGUGGACAUGUAGAAAGCCCCUUAGAGCAUUCCUUAUUUCAGCGUCACGAGGAAACCAUAUUUUCCACAGCCAUGGCUUUGGUAUCAGCAGACUCACGAAUAGCUGAACUACUCACGGAGCUCCAUCAGCUGAUCAAGCAAACUCAGGAAGAACGUUCCCGAAGUGAACAUAACCUGAUCAAUAUCCAGAAGACACAUGAGCGAAUGCAGACAGAAAACAAAAUCUCUCCCUAUUACCGGACGAAGCUUCGAGGUCUCUAUACCACAGCCAAGGCGGAUGCAGAGGCAGAGUGCAAUAUACUUCGCAGAGCUCUGGAUAAGAUUGCUGAGAUCAAGACUCUGUUGGAAGAAAGGCGCAUCGCGGCUAAAAUCGCAGGAUUGUACAAUGAUUCAGAACCUCCACGGAAAACCAUGCGCCGAGGGGUGCUGAUGACCUUGUUGCAACAGUCAGCCAUGACAUUGCCUCUGUGGAUUGGGAAACCUGGGGACAAGCCUCCACCCCUGUGUGGGGCCAUUCCAGCUUCAGGGGACUACGUAGCCAAACCAGGUGAUAAGGUGGCUGCUCGAGUAAAAGCUGUGGAUGGAGAUGAGCAGUGGAUUCUGGCAGAAGUGGUCAGUUAUAGUCAUGCCACCAACAAAUAUGAGGUGGAUGAUAUUGAUGAGGAAGGCAAAGAGAGACACACCUUGAGCCGAAGACGUAUCAUCCCACUACCACAAUGGAAGGCCAAUCCUGAGACAGACCCUGAAGCUUUAUUCCAGAAGGAUCAGCUUGUUCUGGCAUUGUACCCCCAAACCACUUGCUUCUACCGGGCUUUGAUUCACACUCCCCCACAGCGGCCCCAGGAAGAUUACUCUGUCCUGUUUGAAGAUACCUCCUAUGCAGAUGGCUACUCUCCUCCCCUCAACGUGGCCCAGAGGUAUGUUGUGGCCUGCAAGGAACCCAAGAAGAAGUGAGGUUCAGUUUGGCUGAAUCGUGGAGUUCUAUUACCUUGUCUUUGUUUACCUGACUUUUCUGCCAUGCCCUUUGAAGUGGGGAAUUAAUGUAUCAUUCUCUGUGGACAAAUAAAUAUACAGCCAUGUCCCCCACA
Vombatus ursinus (common wombat) is the source of this 1240-nucleotide messenger RNA. RefSeq names its product SAGA complex associated factor 29 (gene SGF29). Lineage: Eukaryota; Metazoa; Chordata; Mammalia; Diprotodontia; Vombatidae. Bases 108 to 1106 code for a protein of 332 amino acids. The transcript has 10 exons. Gene Ontology annotation, cellular component: SAGA complex. The record is from RefSeq and is a predicted model, not a curated record.